CUUUCUUUAAACUUCCCGGUAUUGCACUAAUAAUUCGACUCAUCAAAAAGUUUGCUGAAUUAUUACCUUCCGAUAAUUCUAGUCCUACAAGACUCUACAGCCCAUACUUAUUGUACCCUGUUGUAUUUGAUUGGACUUUGAAGGAUUUCCACGAAAUAUAUAAUAAUACACAUUCUACAAGAAGUGGUCUGUUCGUUUUACCUCCACCUGAUAAUAUUAAAAGGAUUUCCGGUAAAUCACAACCUAUUCAUCGUUGGCGUAUCUAUCUCAAGAGUCAUCAGAGUCAGAAAAAAACUUUUAUAUCUUUAUUUUUGGAAGCAAAUAAGACAAAGUUCGAACAAACCCAUGGAUUACAAACUAGAAUUGCUAAGUGGAAGUUCGAAAUGUUCCGCAUAAACGGUUCUAAAAAUAUGUCAAAAUGUGCUGAAAAAGUUGCUGAACAUGAAUUUCAUCUAUCUUCUAAAAAUCCUAAUUGGGGUUGGUCCGAAUUUUGUGAAUUAAGCAUUAUAUUUCCUAAUG
Scutellospora calospora is the source of this 519-nucleotide messenger RNA. The record is from the annotation of a GenBank genome assembly. NCBI's taxonomy places the organism in Eukaryota, Fungi, Glomeromycota, Glomeromycetes, Diversisporales, Gigasporaceae.